This is a messenger RNA of Seminavis robusta, 2181 nucleotides long. NCBI's taxonomy places the organism in Eukaryota, Bacillariophyta, Bacillariophyceae, Naviculales, Naviculaceae. The record is from the annotation of a GenBank genome assembly.
AUGAUGGAUCCUGCAACUAAUAAGAGCGGUGGUGUCGUGGUUGGCUCUGAGAAGGAGAAUGAAGUUAUUCUUCCACCUCCAACUCCGUUGAACCCAGUGCCAUCGCUGCCAGUGGCCCUUCGCAUUGACAAUGAAGAGCAGUUGCUGUCGUUGCUCAAGACGGAUCCGUUCCAGUCCAAGGGUGGUGCUACUACUACUACUACCGGCAUGAUGACGGAAUCUUCGUCCUUUCGGCAAUUGCUAGUGUUUGGCACGGAAAGUCUGCGGACCUUAUUGAUGCGUCAAGUCUUGUCGAAUCCUCAUACGCGUACAUUCACCAACAAGAAAAAGAAUUGGGAUUCCCACAAUUCCUUUCCGCUGCCCAAGGGUCUCUCCUUGGUCGGCACUCGCAUCUUGUCGAAUGCCAUGCACACCGAAGGCAUUCGAACUUCCACGGAUACCACAGCCGAAGGAAGCGCAGAAGUCAGUCUCAAGGGACAGUCCUCUUGGGAAGAUGCCAUUAUUGACGUGGACGUCGUUACGUACUUUUUGAGAGCCUCCGACUUAUCGCAAACACAAAAUGUCAUCAAGAGAAUCAAAUCUUGGAAGAAAACCACAAAGACGCAUCAUCGCAUCGUCUAUUUACCACAACCCACUGCUUUGGUACACAAAAUGAUUCAUAGUACAGGACUCGCUGCCAAUCCCAAUGUCUCGGUCCAUCGAUUGCAACUCGACAUUUUUCCGCUAGAAGCCGACUUGUACUCGUUGGAAUACGAUGAUGCCAUGAAAGAGGCACAAUCCGAAGGCACUCCCAGCACUCUAGUGGCCACCGUGGCACGCAGUAUUCUCAAAUUGCAAGACGUCGUGGGGACCAUUCCUCGUAUUCAAUCAUUGGGACCGCUGGGAGAAGAUGUCGUGCGCAAAAUGCUCAAUCUAACCGUCGACGAGUACUUGGUGGCGCCCAAUCAAGAGGAGGCGCACCCAGGACCGGUCGCGGGAGGAGAUGUUGCCGCAUUGUUGGUGCUGGAUCGAAGAGUAGAUUAUAUUACUCCCAUGACAACCCCAUUGACAUAUGAAGGACUCAUGGACGAACUGGUUGGAAUUGAUUGUGGGUUCAUCAAAGUAGAUAUCAAUACAAUCAACCCGGAAGAUGACGACGCCGCCGAAAAGAAGCAAAAGGAAAAGACAGACGAGGAAAUUGUUGCCUUGGGAGUCAACGGAUCGGAUUCUCUCUUUGCCGAAGUACGAGAUCAACAUGUCGAAAAGUUUGGAAUCUUUCUGCAGAAUCAAGCCAAAGCUCUGCGGGAAUCCCAUCAAAACUUUACCAGCAAGGGUAAAAACAGAGACUUGACCGAAAUACACCAAUUCGUCAAACAAAUUCCGGUUUUUACGCAAAACUUGAGGUCGCUCACCAACCAUAUUCACCUCGCCGAAUUGGUCAAGGCAUUCUCGGAAGAGGCCACAUUCCGGGAGAGAUGGCAGACGGAACGGUCCAUGAUUGAAGGAGAAUCGUGCUACGAUUUCCUGGAAGACCUCGUUGCCUGUCAGUAUCCACCCAUUCGGUUCUUUCGCUUGAUGUGUCUGCAAUCUCUUUGUGCUGGGGGCAUCAAGUCGUCACGAUAUGAUGCCCUGCGUCGUGAUAUUGUGCAAACAUACGGCUACGAAUAUCUCUUUGUGCUCCGCAACCUCGAAAAGAUUGGGGUGCUUCGACGACGAGAAACUCUCUGGAUGGACUCGACAUCUCCAUUCAAUUCCCUUCGCAAGUCACUCAUCUUGAUAAAUGCCGAGGUGAACACGGUAGAGCCCGAUGACGUCUCGUACGUGUCCAGCGGCUAUGCACCUCUCUCGGUACGCCUAGUUCAGGCCGCUGUUCAAGGUUGGAGAGGCAAAGAGGACACUGUACUCAAGGAACUUCCCGGGCGUCUCGUGGACGUUACGCAACAUUAUCCUCCUGAGGACUUGUCAACAGCGGUCAAGAGACCAAAGGGCCCCAGUCUUGGUAAUUUGGCGGCGGAUCGGGGUGCCGGUACUACUCGCAAGCCCACUCUCAUGAUCAUGUUUGUGGGGGGUGUAACACACAUGGAGAUUGCAGCGCUCCGAUACCUGUCGAACAGGCCAAAGUUCCCAUACCACAUCAUUUGCGUGACUACCAAAGUGAUCAAUGGCAGCACUCUGUUGAGAUCUUUGAGCUCUACAAGUUAA